AUGAUUACAGAGAUCAAAGGGUGUUACAGUGAGAGAGAAAGAGAGAGAGAGAGAGCGGUGGUGGGGUGGUGGACCGGCGGUUUGCUUUGCUGCUGGCUGGCCUGGACGGAGGAGAGAGAGAAAGAGAGAGAGAGAGAAUGGCGCCGGUCGGAUUGCCUCCCGGUUUCCGGUUCCAUCCCACUGAUGAAGAGCUGGUGAAUUAUUACCUGAAGAGGAAGAUUCAUGGACUGGAGAUUGAGCUUGAUAUCAUCCCUGAAGUUGAUCUCUACAAGUGUGAGCCUUGGGAAUUAGCAGAGAAGUCAUUUUUGCCUAGUAGGGAUCCGGAGUGGUAUUUCUUCGGGCCGAGGGACAGAAAAUACCCGAACGGGUUUAGAACGAACCGAGCGACCCGAGCGGGGUAUUGGAAGUCGACCGGGAAAGACCGGAGAGUUUCGUCACAAAACCGGGCGAUCGGAAUGAAGAAAACUUUGGUUUACUACCGCGGGAGAGCCCCUCAGGGCAUCAGAACCGAUUGGGUAAUGCACGAGUAUCGCCUCGACGAUAAAGAGUGCGACGACUCCUCCGCCGGCAUUCAGGACUCAUAUGCAUUGUGCCGAGUGUUCAAGAAGAAUGGAAUAUGCUCUGAAAUAGAGGAACAAGCACAGCCUAGCUGCAACAUACAAAUACUGGACUACUCAUCAGCACAAACCGUCGCAAAUGAUCAGUACGAAACGCCGUCGCCGGAGGUUCCGUUCACGUCAUCCUCGUGCGUGGAAGAAGAAGAAAAAGAAGAUAAAGAUGAUUCAUGGAUGCAGUUCAUCACGGAGGAUGCAUGGUGUUCCUUCACGUCCCCCUAUGCUACAGAAGAGGUGUCUCAAACGACAUUCACCAACUAAAGGGGACCAAACAAAAACAAACUAUAAUCAGUGACAAAACCUCUAAUUCGUAUAAUAUGUUUUCCAAGUAAUAAUUGUUAUUAUAUUAUUAUUAUUAUUUUGAUUAAGUUUGUAACAUUUAAUUUUGUUUCGAUAUGAUACACAGUGUACUGAUGAUAUACUCUCUAAUUGGGUUUUAGGUUCUUCUUCUGUUUUUUGGUUUGUGGCUGUUGGAAUCUAUACGGCCAGUUUAUCUUAAAGGCUUUACAGGUUAGGUUCCCACCUCAUGCUUGAGGUUCUGUCAACUGUCAUGGACUCAUGGUUUUACCUGUCAAAUAAAGGAUGGUUUUCUUUUU
Molecule: messenger RNA, 1210 nt
Organism: Ipomoea triloba (trilobed morning glory)
Lineage: Eukaryota; Viridiplantae; Streptophyta; Magnoliopsida; Solanales; Convolvulaceae
Product: NAC domain-containing protein 86
Exons: 3
Coding region: 138-875 (245 amino acids)
Biological process (GO): regulation of DNA-templated transcription
Molecular function (GO): DNA binding
Source: RefSeq, a predicted model, not a curated record